Messenger RNA from Paramecium primaurelia, 453 nucleotides. Lineage: Eukaryota; Ciliophora; Oligohymenophorea; Peniculida; Parameciidae. The record is from the annotation of a GenBank genome assembly.
AUGUAGGAUAUAUAAUAAGUUCAUACUUCAAAACUUGAAUAAGAAUCUGCAACAAGUGCAAAAAAUCACUUAUCAUUAGUCACUGUAUUAUCUCACUUAACAUAUAAAAUAGAACAUUACUGAUUUAACAAAUGAAUUGCUAUAAAAUUAUAAAUAGGAUAUUGAUCAAUUGAAAUAAGAAUUACAUCUAAUGAAAUAAAGAAUUACUAAUAAUAAUGAAGAAAUUAAAAAUACAACUUAACCAACUUUAGAUGCUAUGUUAAGAGAUCUUAGAUAAGUAUUUUAUACUCAAUUCAUUAGGCUAUCAAUACUUAAAAGGAUGAAAAUUCUAAAUUGUAAUCAUAACUAACUGAGUUGAAAAAAGAAAAAAGUUAAAUAUAGUAAUUAAUAUUGGCUGCCACUUAAAAGUUAUCAGCCUUAGAAUAAUAAGUAGGAAACUACACCUCUUCAUGA